AAGUGCAGCUGAGUUCCAAAAGCGGACAUAGGUGGAGGGAUAAGAAAAAAAUCACUACGUUAAGAGAAAAAUAACAGACUGAAAACUUCAUUGAAAAGUGUGUCGACUGAACAUAUGGAGUUUAUGCACUUACGAACACAAAGGCAAAGCUGACAUAAGCACUUGCAAGAAAAUCAAACUCAAUUAUUAUUUUUCUAUGACAGGAUACUGGAAGAAUGGCCCUACAGCUAGCUGAUGUACCAAGUAGCCCACUGGCCAUGGAAUAUGUUAAUGAUUUUGAUCUAAUGAAAUUUGAAAUCAAAAGAGAACCCUCAGAUGGCCGACUAUGCAACCCCCGAAUGCCAGCUGGGUCUGUAUCCUCUACACCUUGCAGCUCUGUACCACCUUCUCCAACAUUCAGUGAACCCAGUCCUGGGGACCAGAAGGCCACCCUAGAAGAUCUGUACUUGAUGGCAACAUUGCAUCAGCAAAUGAACCCAGACAUCUUGAACCUGACGGCAGAAGAUGCAAUGGAGGCCCUGAUAAACACUGCUACUACAACAGUAGGAAAUAGCACGCAGCUACAGGGAAUGGAGGCAUUCAGGGGUCAUCAUCAGGGUCCAGAGGCAUUCCGAGGUCAGCAUCCAGCCCAUUCACAGCAUCCAGCAUUCUUUGUGCUGGCGGAUGACUUCAGCACUCAGCAUCAGCAACACCAGAUUGCCCAGCAUAUUCAUAUAGAAGAACGCUUUUCAGAUGAUCAGUUGGUUGGCAUGUCUGUUCGGGAACUGAAUCGCCAGCUGCGGGGUUUCAGCAAGGAAGAGGUAAUUCGUCUCAAACAGAAACGUCGCACAUUGAAGAACAGAGGUUAUGCACAGUCAUGUAGAUUCAAACGGGUGCAGCAGAAGCACAUCCUUGAAACAGAGAAGACACAUCUGGCUCACCAGUUGGAGCAGCUAAAGGCAGAAUUGGCCAGAGUCAUAAGGGAGCGAGAUGUCUACAAAGCUCGCUAUGAGAAGCUGGUGGCUAGUAGAUUCUCAGGAACUGAGCCUCCUGUUACUGAGCCUAACUCUUCAAGAGACUUCUUCUUGUGAGUUUUACAUCUCUGCGGGGACUCUCUCCAGCUCUCAGUUCUUGUGAAACAAACUGAGUGGGUGACAUGACCACUGCCUGCUGUGGGAAAACCUGUUCCAGUGGUUACUUUUAGUUUCAGUCAACACCAUGGCAGUUUCAGUGUGUAGCAGAUUAACAGAUUACAAGUCAGCAGUAUUGAGAUGUAAAGCACUGCCCUAUACUUAUAACUGGACUUUAGCACUCGUACUCUGGUCUUCAGUGUAACUGACAAUUCAGUAUGACUGCAUAGCAACCCUCAUGUGUUACCUUUACCACAUGUCCUGUCUCAGACACUAUGAUUCACUAUGUAUUACUCUCAGCCUGACUUCAAAACUCCAGAACUAUGCUGCAUUCACUUGUUUUUUAUUCAGGCACCCUGCAUGCAGGACAUGUAAGGCUACUUAGAGACAUGGACAUCAAACUUAGAAGCGUUUUCUUAGCUGUUCCUCUUCCCAUCUCCAUGGCAAUUAAGGUUCCCACCUUUUCAUCCCGCCUUCAUUCCUAGCAUUCAAGGAAACUGUGAGAGGGAGACAAGAACUGGAGACUGUGGCAAAGAACAGGAGUUUUUUUUUUUCCAUAAAUCCUAUUUACCUUACCUUUGCACCUGACGCA
Protopterus annectens (West African lungfish) is the source of this 1701-nucleotide messenger RNA. Its product is annotated as transcription factor Maf-like. NCBI's taxonomy places the organism in Eukaryota, Metazoa, Chordata, Ceratodontiformes, Protopteridae. The coding region runs from base 216 to 1070 and encodes 284 amino acids. The record is from RefSeq and is a predicted model, not a curated record. Gene Ontology annotation, cellular component: nucleus. Gene Ontology annotation, biological process: regulation of transcription by RNA polymerase II. The transcript is spliced from 3 exons. Gene Ontology annotation, molecular function: DNA-binding transcription factor activity, RNA polymerase II-specific; RNA polymerase II cis-regulatory region sequence-specific DNA binding.